This is a messenger RNA of Zychaea mexicana, 1476 nucleotides long. RefSeq names its product DASH complex subunit Ask1-domain-containing protein. The coding region runs from base 1 to 1476 and encodes 491 amino acids. Gene Ontology annotation, cellular component: DASH complex; mitotic spindle; mitotic spindle pole body. The record is from RefSeq and is a predicted model, not a curated record. NCBI's taxonomy places the organism in Eukaryota, Fungi, Mucoromycota, Mucoromycetes, Mucorales, Lichtheimiaceae. The transcript has 2 exons. Gene Ontology annotation, biological process: attachment of spindle microtubules to kinetochore.
AUGGCUAAGACUGAUGAAGAAACCAAUGCUGAAUUAGUAAAGCUACAACAAGAAAUUACUUUUACAUUACAUACAAUUGACGAACAUUUUGCUCGAUGCGUCCGGAUCGUUUCUCAGGGCAUCAUUCCUGAGGUUGAUCGCUAUGCAGCACACAGCAAGAUUGUUUGGGAUGGUUUACAAACAUGGCUGCACUUCUUCCAACACGUUGAAAAUAACACUCGCCUUCAGCAAACGAAUCGACCACCACUAGAUCCGAAUAUACCACAACAAGAUUCAGCAGAUCGUUCGCCUUGGGAUCGUUUCAGAGACAGAUUUUCGCCAACGUCUCAAGACUUGAGCAGAAUCCUGCGUCGACCAGCGCUCGCAUAUCCACACGGCUCACGCACAACUGCAUCGUCGACGACUUUGGCACGACCACAAGCAAGCGCACUUGCUUCAAGCAAUUUAUCCAACACAACCAGCGAUGCAUCAUCGACAUCGUCGUUCCGCCGUCGUACAUCACCACCUAAAACGAUUCCGUUUCGUUUAUCACCUAACGAAUUGCUGCAAACACCUGCUCGAGAAGCAGCACGGAUGAUGGUCAAUAACAAGCUCAGACGGAUUGGCGCUAUGAGCCCAUCUAGCGGUAGUUCGGAAGACCCUGAAUCAUCCAGUCGAGAACAGCAGCAGCAACAGCACCAGCCACAGCGAAAGGAUGGACAUGGCAAUGAGACACCGGCUAGUUGGGUGGAUCAAAACAAUGAAAGCGAUCGUGGUCAUUUUGAGGAGUUUAUGCGAGUACGACAGGAACGAUACCAGCACAUGGAUUUGGAUAUUGAAUUGCCGGUUUUUGGAAAUCGGCCUGCUCCAAAGUCCCCUGGCCGACAGCGACAUCAAGACACACAGGAACAAGACUUUGCGUUCGCGAUAUCUGAUAUUGGAUCACCUUCUAUCAACAUGGAUCAAGAUCUUCGACCAUCAGCCAAACGCAUCCGCGAUGAUAUGGACUGUACAUCGCUACUACCUUCUCCUUCUGUCGCUCCUGAUACUCGUGACCAACAUAAUGCACAAGGAGUCAACGUUAAUGACGAAAACGACAGUCAUGAUGAAGUCAUGAGUGGUCCCUAUGAAUUUACACAAAUCCCGCCAACGGAUCUUGUAGCACAGACAGAUGAACGACAAAGCGAAACAGGCACGCCAGCAGGGAGUGUGGGUGGUAUCUCAGUAUCGUCAUCAGCAAGCCAGCUUCCAAGGGAGUUCAGUCUUCAUUACUUUGCAAGCUCUUAUCGCGAACCUCCAGCAUCAACGCAACUGACGCGGAUAUAUACCCUCUUUGCGGACCGGCCGGGCCGAUCCAUGUCAGCGGAUCAAGUGCUUGAGUUGCUGGAGAAUGAUCAGUCCUUCACAAUAGACCGUAUCAAACUUUUUAUCGACGUGCUUACGACGAAAAAGUUUCUAAGAAAGGAAAGUGCUGGUCGCUGGUUACUGAGGAUUUGA